Baudoinia panamericana UAMH 10762 is the source of this 2683-nucleotide messenger RNA. RefSeq lists its product as uncharacterized. The transcript has 2 exons. NCBI's taxonomy places the organism in Eukaryota, Fungi, Ascomycota, Dothideomycetes, Mycosphaerellales, Teratosphaeriaceae. Gene Ontology annotation, cellular component: extrinsic component of membrane; GID complex. The record is from RefSeq and is a predicted model, not a curated record. Gene Ontology annotation, biological process: negative regulation of gluconeogenesis; protein targeting to vacuole; protein catabolic process in the vacuole. Bases 177 to 2528 code for a protein of 783 amino acids.
GAGUAUGACGGAAGGGGAGGAACGACGUGCAUGCCGCCCGCCUUUGUUUGUGACAAGCCGCAUUCACUCUCAUAUCGUCCCGUCCGCAGCUUUAACUUGCCCUUCUUCAAAUCACCAGAGGCCACCAACACCACCUUCCCGUGAUGCAGCAACGAUAGGAAGCCACGCCGCGCAACAUGCCGCCCGCGAACACGCCGAGAACCCCAAUUAGCCCGCAAUCGCCCGUCUUACAUCGUUCGCUGGAGCGACUGCCCUCCUACGAAUACCUGUCUGAGCCCGUUCCGGAUCUCGCCGCGACGCUAUACAGCACCAACAGCCAAGCAGCAGACGAGGCGGAUGAGGCGAAUGUCACUUUCCUCCGCUCAUCGCCGGACUUUACCGGCGCGGGUCCAGGACAUCGGAGUACACAGCAGAGUCACAUCGAUCCGCAGCGAGACCCGCGAAGGACAAGCCCAACAGCAGCAACAAUAGCAGCAGCAACACCAAGCGGACGAGACACCCCGGAGGACCUAUCUCGCCGCGAAAGACUACAUCGCGUAUUGUCCCGCCUGAACCGACUUCACGAGACAGCGAGUGGCCCAUCCACAACUGCCUACACCAACCGCACGCCUUCUCCGAGCCAGCAACGUCUCUACGAUUGGGCGCCGCAACAUAACGCACUGGUGCCGCACGAGGAGGGUGAGCUCGAUGCGAUUUUGAGCGAAUUGCGCCGGCAGCAGCCAGACACGCAUCCGGACAUCCUGCGCGUGCUAAGCCAGAGCCAGUUGGAUGAUCGGCGCGCGGUGCAGAUGCAGGAGCAGAGAGAAGGCCACGGCGCAUCUGCAGCAGCAGCAGCAGCAGAAGCAGGUGGCCCAAACGCUCCUACUACUGCGGCGGAGGCGGCGGAGCGACGCGAUAGGCUGAGGGAGAGAGAUCGGAGGAGGAGGGAAUCGGAGUGGGUGAGCUUGCGCACGCGGGCGGCAAUUCAACGGUCACGGCAGGAGUUCUCGCCCAGUGCGACGGAUCGCAUGCUGAGAUAUGUGAUGGAGCGGGAGCGGAGUGGGAUGAGUGAGGAGGAGGAGAGGGCGAGAGGAGGUGGGUGGUUCAGGCCUAGCCCAGGCAGGACUGAGGGUGACGAGCAGAGGACUUCAGCAUCUGGUAGUGGGGAGAGGGAGGGUGGGACAACACUACCACCACCACCCGCCGCAGAAGCACGGGAGAGGGAGAGACAGGAGCGCAUCGAGGCGUUUCGACGAGGCUACCUGGCCGAGAAUGUACCACCGUCACGACUCCCGCGCAUCAGCACUCCACCAGCUCCUCCGACGGCAUCCGUUCCUGUACCUUCGACCUCGCCUUCGCCUCCGUCGGUUUUGGAACGCGCGUUGAGGUAUCUCAGCGAGUUGCGGUCAUGCUCAGGAUACGAGGAGGCUCUCGUCACAGCCGUCGAGCACGGUUUAGCCGGCGAAGAGUCCUUCGCUGACAAGAAUCUUGACGACUUCGUCAUGGAUCUGCAACCAGUGGGAUCUAUACCACAGUCUUCGUGGCUGCAGCCCGGGACGGUGUUUACAGGCCACCAGCAUGCUAUGAACGGCUGCUGCGUGGUGCAGCAACAGCCGACGAGGGCUGCGGCACAUAGCACAGUGACGCACGUCGUAGAGCAGAUCAAUCCACGGUUUGGUCCUGUAUCGAAUGCCACCAGUUACGAUCAUCCUCCCGGCUCUACACGAGUGGCACCGGCGCCCGCACACUUCGAUGCCAGCCGGCCAUGGCUGUCCCACCAGUUCUCGCCGCCUCUUUUGCAAACCACCGCACUUUUGUCCAAACAUACGUCUUCGUCAGACCACGAUCAAUGGCCCGUACGCGUCACUCUGCAUGCCAUCGACACGGACCGAAUGACGCUUCAAGGCACGAUGGCGGCUUACGAUGUGCCCCAACAUCAUCCCACGAGUAGCGUCAGUCUCAGCAGCAUCAUAAGCACUAACGAGCAAGAGCGACCCAAGGCCGGCAAGAGACAUGCCCCCAUCACCACCUACCUCGAAGGCCAUAUCAUAGACCUCACCACCCACUCCUUCCUCACCCCCGAAGCACACUGCAGCACGAAGAGCAGUGACCACCAACAACCCACCACCUCACCGACCACACCAACAGACACAAUCAUCUUCCCCUCCGCAACACCCACAACCGACGCAACAAACUGGCGCGCCCUCCCGCCCUUCUCCCUCCUCGCCUCCGACGAAGAAAUGGCCUCCCUCCUCCUCUCCCCCACCCGCCUUCACGAUCUGAACGAACAGUACAUCUUCAUGCGCUGGAAGGAACGCUGUUUCGUCCACUCCAAGCACGAGUCCUAUACUUGUACUGAAGCGGAGAGGGGUGGCGAUCGGGAUCGUGGGCAUGGGUUGACGAUUAGUGGGUUCUAUUAUGUUAGUUUGCGCAGGGCGGAUGGAAGGGUGGAGGGGUUGUAUUUCGAUCCGGGAAGUACGCCGGUGCAGCGGUUGAGGUUGGGGGGUGUUACUACGAUGGGUGGGUGGCCGGCGUUUGGGUUUAGGUAGGUAGCUGGAUUGACGUUAAGAGGGUCGGACUGAGACCUGACAGUUAGGGACACAACGGGACAACGCAGGAUGGUGGAAAGAGUCGUGCAACGAGACAACUUUUGUAGGCUGGCCGAAUGAGAAGAUAAUGUGAGAAGGAACAGUCUAUUGCGCCG